Messenger RNA from Zychaea mexicana, 480 nucleotides. Its product is annotated as NifU-like N terminal domain-containing protein. The coding region runs from base 35 to 463 and encodes 142 amino acids. Gene Ontology annotation, molecular function: ferrous iron binding; 2 iron, 2 sulfur cluster binding. Lineage: Eukaryota; Fungi; Mucoromycota; Mucoromycetes; Mucorales; Lichtheimiaceae. The transcript has 3 exons. Gene Ontology annotation, cellular component: cytoplasm; mitochondrial matrix. The record is from RefSeq and is a predicted model, not a curated record. Gene Ontology annotation, biological process: intracellular iron ion homeostasis; iron-sulfur cluster assembly.
CAUUUUUUUCCCCGAUUCUUACUUUAAUUGCACAAUGCCUCCCAAAAUGUUGCAAAAUAUUAUGAAAACCCAAGUGCGUAGCUAUCAUAACAAGGUGAUCGAGCACUUUACACGUCGCGAGAAUGUUGGUUCUCUGGAUAAAAAGAGCCGUCAAGUCGGCAGUGGUCUAGUAGGUGCUCCUGCUUGCGGUGACGUUCUAAAACUCGAUAUCGCUGUCGACGAAACAACGGGCAAGAUCACUGAUGCAAAGUUUAAAACUUUCGGUUGUGGCUCUGCAAUUGCUAGUAGCAGUUAUGUCGCUGAAAAGGUGCGCGGAUUGUCGCUUGACGAGGCUGGCCAGGUGACGAAUCGAGAGAUUGCUCAAGAAUUAUCGCUUCCACCGGUAAAACUUCACUGCUCAAUGCUAGCAGAAGAUGCCAUCCAAGCAGCUAUUAAGGACUAUGGUUCCAAACGUCGUCAAUAAAGCAUGAAAAGGGGGGA